This is a messenger RNA of Alosa sapidissima (American shad), 3797 nucleotides long. RefSeq names its product neuronal pentraxin receptor-like. NCBI's taxonomy places the organism in Eukaryota, Metazoa, Chordata, Actinopteri, Clupeiformes, Clupeidae. Bases 455 to 2068 code for a protein of 537 amino acids. The record is from RefSeq and is a predicted model, not a curated record. The transcript is spliced from 5 exons.
UUUGCAGGAGCCCGUGAAUAACAUCAUACGAAACAGGCGUGAGAGAACGUCCUCUCCUCCCUGCCUGCUUGCCGUAUGGUUGGCUACUGGGGGAGUAUCCCACCCCCACUCUCCUCUCACGGUCCCAAAGGUAAUUAUCGGAAUAGAGGGGAAUGCUUAGUAGGCUACUGGGCUAGAAGAGGGAGUCUAUAACGGACAUCCUGCAGUUAUCGUAAUUUCACACAUUAGAUAGAUAAUCGAUCAAUUCGAAACAGUGGAGUGUCGCUAUGCAAACGGACUGUUUGCGUUUACGAACUGGAGUGUUAUGGUCUUAGCAGUUGGAGAAGCUCAGACGAUCACUUCAUUUUGCGCGCUCAUAGAUUUAAUGUACAUUUAUGCGCGCUUUACUUUCUAAUAAUUAUUGAUCGGUUAAACCGCCACCCUGAAGUUCAUUGUUGUUAUUUUGGCCGCCGGCAUGGUGGCCUUUAUCGGAGCGGUCAUCUGCAUCAUUGCUGCAGUUCACACCGGAUCAUCUUCGGCCGCCGUAGCUCAGCCACUGGCUGACAACCAGUCGCUUCUGUCUACGGACGCGGGUGUCCAGACUCUUGCCCCUGGGUCCGUGCCUGCGCGGGCCGGACCUGUGGACGCUCUCCACGGUCCUGAAGCCAACGGCGGGGAACCGGGGAGCGUGGAGGCACCGACCUUCUACACAGUCAGCGGUACUACCGGAGGUGGACCAGGAGGAGGGGAACAGGUGAUCUACAGCCGCCUCAUCUGCACUCCCAUCCCCGCCGGCGAGUGCAAACCCAAAAACUUUCAGCAACAAGCGGACGACCCUACGCUGUACGCAGGCGAGGAUUGGGGAUACCUGCGCACCACGGCCGACGAGCUGCGACAAACCGUGCUUCAGCAGAAGGACGAGAUUCUCACAGACCAACGGACCAUUCGCGAGCUGACGGGGAAGCUAACCGAAUGCGAGAGGGACAUGGUGGUCGCUGGCAACCCCGAGAGGAGCGCGGGCAUAUGGGGUGGCAAACGGGACGAAGAAGACCACAUCAUGGUGAGAGACGAGGCGCCAUCUGAAAUACUCGCUGCCCGCGCUGUCCAGGAGCUGGAACAAGCCAUCAAUCAGCUGAAGGGCCGCAUUGAAAAACUAGAGUCGGAGAUGGGACCUCAUCCUCACAAUCACACAGCCACAAGCCAGAAGCCCGCGCUCCCGACGAUCCCGGCCGCCCCCAGUGGCGGCCGUGCAGAGGACGCGCCGCUGCAGGUGGAGGACCUGGAAGGGGAGCUGGAGAAGAAGAUGCAGCUGCUGGAGAAGGAGCGGAAGGCCCUGCGCCAGGAGAGCAUCCGUCACAGAGAGCGCAUCGACCAGGGCAUCAGCAGCGUCCACCAGAGGGUUACAGGGCUGGAGCAAGGACACACAGACGCUGUGUUGGAGAGUUUCCAGCUCUCCUUCCCUGUGCAGCGCCCCAGCAGCACCAGCAGGGCGGCAGCGUACGCGCUGGUGACGUCUCCCGUGCCCGCUCUGCACGCCCUGACCGUCUGCUUCUGGCUGCGCCCGCUGCACGGCCGCCUGGGCACCCCGCUCUCCUACGCUGUCCCCGGCCAGCCCAACGAACUGGUGCUGCUGCAGGGCAAGCACCAGCCACUGGAGCUCAUCGUCAACAACCAGGUGGCGCCGUUGCCUCUGAACGUCUCAGUGGGCAGCUGGCAGCACAUCUGUGUGAGCUGGCACAGGAAGGGGGGGCAAUGGAGAGUCUACCAAGGGGGCAAACUGCGUGGCGAGGGGCAAGGCGUGGCACCUGGACACUACAUCCGCCCCGGAGGCGUCCUCAUAUUGGGGCAAGAACAGGAUAUUGUCGGCGGUGGCUUUGAUGCCAGCCAGGCUCUAGAGGGCGAGAUGUCUCAGCUGAGCCUGUGGGACCGGACCCUGAGGCCGGCCGAGGUGUCAGCGCUCGCCCACUGCACCAAGGGCAUGCUGGGAAACGUAGUCCCCUGGAGGGAGCAGACCCUGGAGGUGUACGGUGGAGCCACCAGGGUGCCCGGGGAGCCCUGUGCCAACCAGCACGCCAGUGCCAAGCAGUGAGGGGGCAGGAGAGGUGCCAGCCACCAGACUGGCAUCAGGCUCAGGAAUGCCAGAGGAACUGGAAUGGGCAGAGCGUGGCGAGGGAGGCAAGGAUGUGAUGUCACGUCACAUCACGCCACGUCACGUCACGAAUGUCAAGAGGAGGGGGAGGGGGGGGUGCGGAGUGAUGGAUUUCACAAGCCAAUGCUUGUGUGAACCAAAACAAGUGUUUUCCUUUUGUCUUUGUUUAGCGUUUGCUUUCUUUGAUUGUGAACAUUGUUUGUGGUGCUUCGGUUGUUAACACUCUCUCUUGGUAUUCAUGUCGAUGCUCUUUAGUCUUAACAGACCUCCGCUCUGUCAUCCGUGGCGUCUCACAGACACCAACGCGCAGAUGAUUUGAUUUAUUUUUGUGGUUUGUUUAUGCGUCACUGGGAUUGUAAUUAUUUACAGAUUUACAGCUGUGUUGUUUUAUACGUUAUGCGUUCAAGCAGUCCAAGCAGCACAACCGUCUUUGGUGAUUAGUCAUGCUUGUUGCUGAGCACAAUUUUAUACAGUUGCCAUCGUAUAGGCUUUUUCUUUUCUUUUCUGAAAAGUGAUAUAUCUUGUGUUUUUUCUAACUUUAGAUAUAAGACUGUAUAUAGUGAGGGAGGGGGCGCAUGCUCGUCAAAGUAAUCUAUCUGCCAAAUGCCUCGAACUGUGUUGAAAUUUGGCGAUUAAACCUUGGGAUUUAGAAACUGAUGAAGCGUGAAUGUGCCCUGGCAGUGCUACACAGCUACACUACGGCUCCAAGAGGCCAAUAACCCCUCAGCACAAACACUCAGAGAGAGAGAGAGAGGGAGAGAGAGACUCUUUAGAGAUGAACAGCCACUAAACGGUUUUCCUCAAGAGAUGAGCAGCCACUAAACAGGUUCCUCUUCAGAGGUGAGGAACUGCUAAAUGGGUUCCUCUUUAAUGACGAACAGCCACUAAGCGAGUUCCUCUUUAGAGAUGAAGUCACUAAACGGGUUCCUCUUUAGAGAUGAACAGCCCCUACAUGGGUUCCUCUUCAGAGGUGAGGAACUGCUAAAUGGGUUCCUCUUUAAUGACGAACAGCCACUAAACAGGUUCUCUUUAGAGAGUAACAGCCACUUAACGGGUUCCUCUUUAGAGAUGAACAGCCACUAAACGGGUUCCUCUUUGGAGAUGAACAGCCACUAAACGGGUUCCUCUUUAGAGAGUAACAGCCGCUGCCUCAGAACAGCCUCACAAACGGGUUCGAGGCCAGCAAGACAAGAAGCCAUAGCAGUAAACGAGAAGGCCAGUUUCAAAUAGCAAAAGCAGUUCCGUCGUCCCCAUCUGCAUUGUUUUUAACAAGGAGCACAACAUCAUACUGUACAUUCUCCUCAUGACACAAUUUGCCAUACCCAGUUUCAUUGGGCUAUUGUGUGUUUUGUUAUAAAUUAUAUUAUUAUUUGUUAUAAAUUAUAUUAUUUAUAAAUAUAAAUAUUGAACCUUCCUUACCUCACACACUUAUAACCUGUUGGGUCCCUCAUUUCAGUGGAGCUACAGUGCUGGGACAGUAUGUUACUGUGUUGGGGACAGUGUUGGACAUAGCACUGUGUGUGUUGGGGACAGUGUGUUGGGGACAGUGUUGGACAUAGCACUGUGUGUGUUGGGGACAGUGUUGGACAUAGCACUGUGUGUGUUGGGGACAGUGUUGGACAUAGCACUGUGUGUGUUGGGGACAGUGUGUUGGACAGCACUGUGUGUG